UUUUGAGUAUCAGCAAGUGCAGAACAAGGAACAGGCUCAGAUUCACUGAAGGAGGCGGAGAGUGGCGCACACAAGAUAACCGUUGUGGAGUUAAAGUAUUCUUUAGCACCAAAAAAGAUAAAUCUAUUGACUUAAAAAGACUUCAGCGAGGAAGCAGGAAACAAAAACAGGUUCUAUCCCCGUCAGAGUUGGUGUGUGUUACCUCCCAGUGGUCUGUGGUCCUCUCCCUGCGCUGAAAAAUGAGUCUGAGCAACAGUGAGCUAGAAGACCUGUGGGAGUCGUUCGGGGAACUCAACUUCUCCGAAGCCUUCAGCAACAUUUCCAGUGUGGAUACAAUGGUGUGUGCCACAGCUUUCAACCGCAACGCUCUGCUGUAUUCCAUGUGUAUCCUUUACACAUUUAUCUUCGUCGUCGGUCUGGCUGCCAACGCUCUGGUCCUCUGGGUUAACAUACGUGCACAAAGAGACUCCACCCCUCGCCAUGAGACACACAUGUACAUCGCCCACCUGGCAGUCGCAGACCUGUGCGUGUGCGCCACCCUGCCCGUGUGGGUGAGCUCUCUGGCACAGCAUGGCCACUGGCCCUUGGGUGAGGUGGCAUGUAAACUCACACACCUACUGUUCUCCGUCAACCUCUUCAGCAGCAUCUUCUUCCUGGCCUGCAUGAGUGUGGACCGCUACCUGAGCUUGACGAAGCAUGGAGACGACGAGGGGGGAGCGCGCAGGAAGGUAUUCCGCCGCGCAGCGUGUGUGGGAGUGUGGCUUUUGGCUUUGGUUGCCUCCCUGCCUGACACCUACUUCCUGCGCACUGUGAAGUCAACACAUGGGGACACCAUGCUGUGCAGGCCUGUGUACCCGGAGGGAAACCCCAGGGAGUGGAUGGUGGGCGUGCAGCUGAGCUUCAUCCUGCUUGGCUUCGUUCUCCCCUUCCCCGUCAUUGCAGUGUUUUACGCCCUACUAGCCAGAGCUUUCUCCCGCUCCUCUUCUUCUUCAUCGUCUUCCACGGUGGAGCAGGAGCGCCGCGUGAGCCGCAGGGUUAUCCUGGCAUACAUAGUGGUGUUUCUGGGCUGCUGGGGGCCCUACCAUGGCGUCCUCCUGGUUGAUGCCCUGUCUCAGAUGGGUCUGGUGCCUCUGACCUGUGGCCUGGAGAAUGUGAUCUAUGUGGCCUUACACCUCACCCAGUGCCUGUCCUUGCUCCACUGCUGUUUCAACCCCAUCCUCUACAACUUCAUCCACAGAAACUACCGCUAUGACCUCAUGAAAGCCUUCAUCUUUAAAUACUCCACAAGAACAGGCUUGGCUCGCCUAAUCGAUGCUUCCAACAUGUCAGAGACUGAGUACUCAGCUGUAGCUGUAGAAAACCCACCACAGAUCUGAAAUGUAACACCUAAAAUAGCAUUUCUUUCUGAACACGGUUUCUAAAUCUGAAUGACUGUAAUGCAAUAUAAACAUGUGUCACAACUGAUUUAUUCUUAUCAUAAUCAGUCCACACACAGGAUCCUUUGUACAGAAAUCAGCUUGAGUCAUGUAGGAAAACCUGAAGACGUUCAUGGAUAAAGCACUUAGAAAGCAGUCUUAUAAAAACAACUGAUACUGAAUUCACAAAAAUAUCAUUUGUAAAGCCAAAACAGUAGCUGUAAAUGUGUAAAAUUAUUGCUUGUAAUGUGUUUUAAUCAAUUUGUAUUUAUAUAUUUACAUUUGAACUGUUUUGCCUCUUUUAUGUUGUAAAUCUUUCGUGUUGUAAGUCUUCACACACUGAUGUCUGCUCAGUGCUUCACUUCACACAAUGCUGCUUCAUCAUUUUAGUCGAGCCACUGACCGGCUUAGUGUUUUAGUCCUGCUGUCUUAUUGUUAACCAUAACCUCAUGUCACAUCGGUUGAUCCCUUCCGACAAAAUGUGUUAAUCUUCCAUACUUAAAAUAGUUCCACUUUUGGGGGAAUUUUGCUUAGAGUUAGAUACAAUUCUCAUGCUUGUACACUCAAUAUGAAGCCACAACUUGCUGCUGAUAAGUUUAGUUUAGUAUAAGAACUGGAAACGGGGAGAAAAAUCUCUCAAUAUUACAUUUUUUUUCGUCUAAUCUUUGCAAAGGACAGAUUUUUUGGGGGGGAGUUUAACAUGCUGAACCAUUUCUUUUUGGACGUAGUGACUUUGUGUUGUCUUUGCGCCAAGCCAAGUUAAGAUAAUCACAUGUCCACUUUAGUUUCAUAUUUAGCAUACUCGCUGCAAGAAGGCAAAAAGGCAUUCUCCCAAAAUGUCAAGCUGUUUCUUUCAAGCGAGCUGAGCUGUUGUGAUUACAAAUUAUUUACAAUGUCCUCACAGCACAUUAUUCACUUUGCAGUUGUGUUUUGGUUCUAAAUAUUUCGAAACAUUGUCUGGAGGGGUCAACUGGGACUACUGAGCUUGAAGAGCAGAUAAAUUACUUGUUUUCCACAGAAUUACAUAAUAUUCUGCCGUAUAUUGUUGCUAUACUUUAAAUCAGUGCUAAAAGUGGAGAGCACAUGUCCAUGAUGUAUUAAUCCUUCUAAAUCAGCACACAGACCACAGACGGCUAAAACUUUUAUGACCACAUACAGAAUGAAUAGGUUCUCCACUUAAUGUAAGCAGCAGCUAUGGUGUGUAACAACCAAGCAAAACAACAUCAUUGUUUUACAUUAUUGUUAUAUGUGUGCAUUAAAGUGUGUGUGCAUGCCUAUGCAGUCAUAGCUUGACAGCCAGAAACUAUGCUUUAUGUGUCAUAAAAAUUGAGUUAUACAGUUUACUCACUGUCUGUUGUAGGAAGCAACAUAUUAUUUUGUUAUGCUGACAUGAGAUCAGUUACACAUGAAUGUCUUUACUCCGAAAAGAUUUCAUCUUGUCAUCAGAAACGACUGGGGACACUAACAUGUUUCUACACGAACAGAGACAUUCCUUUGGUAUUGUAAUGCGUAACAUCUGUUUUGUUAUAUAUUAAAUUUUAGAAAAUG
This is a messenger RNA of Eleginops maclovinus (Patagonian blennie), 2963 nucleotides long. RefSeq names its product atypical chemokine receptor 3a (gene ackr3a). Gene Ontology annotation, cellular component: membrane. The transcript is spliced from 2 exons. NCBI's taxonomy places the organism in Eukaryota, Metazoa, Chordata, Actinopteri, Perciformes, Eleginopidae. The record is from RefSeq and is a predicted model, not a curated record. Gene Ontology annotation, biological process: angiogenesis; vasculogenesis; chemotaxis. The coding region runs from base 240 to 1376 and encodes 378 amino acids. Gene Ontology annotation, molecular function: chemokine binding; coreceptor activity; G protein-coupled receptor activity.